Cyprinodon variegatus (sheepshead minnow) is the source of this 1419-nucleotide messenger RNA. RefSeq names its product serine/threonine-protein phosphatase PP1-beta catalytic subunit. Gene Ontology annotation, biological process: regulation of circadian rhythm; circadian regulation of gene expression. NCBI's taxonomy places the organism in Eukaryota, Metazoa, Chordata, Actinopteri, Cyprinodontiformes, Cyprinodontidae. Bases 64 to 1047 code for a protein of 327 amino acids. The record is from RefSeq and is a predicted model, not a curated record. Gene Ontology annotation, molecular function: protein serine/threonine phosphatase activity. Gene Ontology annotation, cellular component: nucleus; cytoplasm. The transcript has 8 exons.
AGGCGGCGCCUCCCUCCCUCUGCUCCAGACUGCGGCGGUUGGCGGACAGCUCUGCUUACAGAAAUGGCGGAGGGGGAGUUGGACGUGGACUCGUUGAUUUCCAGGCUUCUAGAGGUGCGAGGAUGCCGUCCAGGAAAGAUCGUCCAGAUGACGGAGGCGGAGGUGCGAGGCCUCUGCAUCAAGUCGCGGGAAAUUUUCCUCAGUCAGCCGAUCCUUCUUGAGCUGGAGGCUCCACUCAAAAUCUGCGGCGACAUCCACGGACAGUACACAGACCUGCUGAGGCUCUUUGAGUACGGCGGCUUCCCCCCAGAGGCCAACUACCUGUUCCUGGGAGACUACGUGGACAGAGGGAAGCAGUCUCUGGAGACCAUCUGCCUGCUGCUGGCGUACAAGAUCAAAUACCCCGAGAACUUCUUCCUGCUCAGGGGAAACCACGAGUGCGCUUCCAUCAACCGCAUCUACGGCUUCUACGAUGAGUGUAAACGCAGAUUCAACAUCAAACUGUGGAAAACUUUCACCGACUGCUUCAACUGCCUGCCCAUCGCCGCCAUCGUGGACGAGAAGAUCUUCUGCUGUCAUGGAGGCCUUUCUCCUGACCUGCAGUCUAUGGAGCAGAUCAGACGGAUCAUGAGACCCACAGACGUCCCAGACACAGGCCUUCUGUGCGAUCUGCUGUGGUCUGACCCAGAUAAGGACGUGCAAGGCUGGGGAGAGAACGACCGCGGAGUCUCCUUCACUUUCGGGGCAGAUGUGGUCAGCAAGUUCCUGAACCGUCACGAUUUAGACCUGAUCUGUAGAGCUCACCAGGUGGUAGAAGAUGGGUAUGAGUUCUUUGCCAAGCGACAGCUGGUGACCCUGUUCUCAGCUCCCAACUACUGUGGAGAGUUUGACAACGCCGGCGGCAUGAUGAGCGUGGAUGAAACCCUGAUGUGCUCCUUCCAGAUCCUGAAGCCGUCUGAGAAGAAAGCAAAGUACCAGUACGGCGGGAUGAACUCCGGCCGGCCCGUCACUCCUCCCCGCACAGCCCAACCUCCAAAGAAACGAUGAAGACUGACGGACGGAGACGCCAUCGUUUCCUUUUGGCUUUUCACGUCGAAUAAGAAGCGACACUUGGCAGAGAAGGAAAGCCAUUUAAAAAUGAAACGCCCCAAACAUUUAUUUUCCUCUUUAAUCUCUUGAACUGCUGUUGUACUUUUCUUCUCCUCCCCUUCCUCUGCAUCUAUGUAACAUUUUUAAAAAGCAGUGUUUCAAUAAGAGGGUCAUUCUGUAGCAUAUCUUUAUAUAUAUUUUUUGUCUUUCUUUUCUUGACAACAGAAUGACAGCCGCUUUAGUUUACCAUACGUCCUUACCCCCCCAUGCCUGUACAGACACCACAGGUAUUAAUGACGACUGCUGGGUUUUCAAUAAAUAAUAAGGAAG